Messenger RNA from Sinocyclocheilus rhinocerous, 573 nucleotides. RefSeq names its product forkhead box protein D1-like. Gene Ontology annotation, biological process: cell differentiation; anatomical structure morphogenesis; regulation of transcription by RNA polymerase II. Gene Ontology annotation, molecular function: DNA-binding transcription factor activity, RNA polymerase II-specific; RNA polymerase II cis-regulatory region sequence-specific DNA binding. The coding region runs from base 190 to 573 and encodes 127 amino acids. The record is from RefSeq and is a predicted model, not a curated record. NCBI's taxonomy places the organism in Eukaryota, Metazoa, Chordata, Actinopteri, Cypriniformes, Cyprinidae. The transcript has a single exon.
GAAUGGUGAGGAUUCCUGUGUGGCCAAAUUCAAUCUUGUGUUGUUAGUACGUUCGUGUCUUUAUAAUCCAUCUUCCAGGGUGUUCUGAGGAACCAGGAACAGCCCUUUUCAAGUGAAGGAGAAUUUAAGACUCUUGCGCGUUGCCAUCUGCUUGUUUAGAACCCGUUUCGCGUCUCCAACUUGUGGAUUAUGACCCUGGACACUGAUUUAAUGGAUGACCUCGUUGUCGACGUGGUUGGAGAAGGUGGCAAGGAGUCUGGAGACGAACAUCUUUCGACCUCGGCUCUUUCUGCAUCCGACCGGGUACAUAACAGGGGGGAUAAGGACCGCGUCCCAUCUUCCAUGUGUCCCUCAAGUUCGAGCAAAAGCACUUCGGUGAAACCGCCCUAUUCCUACAUCGCUUUGAUCACCAUGGCCAUCCUCCAGAGCCCAAAGAAGCGUCUCACCCUCAGCGAGAUAUGCGACUUCAUCAGCCACCGGUUCGUGUACUAUCGAGAAAAGUUCCCAGCCUGGCAGAACUCCAUCCGACACAACCUCUCCCUAAACGACUGUCAUAUGCUGUGUGUACUGUGA